Molecule: messenger RNA, 1614 nt
Organism: Periophthalmus magnuspinnatus
Lineage: Eukaryota; Metazoa; Chordata; Actinopteri; Gobiiformes; Gobiidae
Gene: ttc19
Product: tetratricopeptide repeat domain 19
Exons: 10
Coding region: 7-1206 (399 amino acids)
Biological process (GO): mitochondrial respiratory chain complex III assembly
Cellular component (GO): mitochondrial inner membrane
Molecular function (GO): protein binding
Source: RefSeq, a predicted model, not a curated record
ACAAAAAUGGCAGCGUGCGUGUGCCGCGCGCUGAGGACUGCGCUGGCGGUCACGGAGAGGUCCGCGCGCACCGGACCGAACCUCACGCACGUUCACCUCUCUGUCCCGCGCAGCUUUGUCCAGUCAGCAGCAAGCCCAGCAAGGAAACAAGGAGAGAGGUCACGAGGAGAGAGGACACGAGGAGAGAGGACACGAGGGGAGAGGACACAAGAGGAGAGGAGGCAUGGAGGAGCAGUGCUGUGGUCCACUCUAGCAUUCUCUCUCUUUGGAUGGAGUGAGGAAGAUGAGCGUGAUGAGGCUCAGAAGAAAGAGGACGAGAUGAUCCUUCUACUCAAAAAGGCCAAGCUCAGUAUUCUCAGAGAUCAGUUGAGUUCUGCCUCCAGUUUCCUGCAUCAGGCCCUGGCCCUGGCUCAACAGCUCCACCAUCAGGAUGCACUGGUGUACUGCUACAGCCUGAUGGCUAACCUGUCGUACGUUCGAGGGCAGUUGGACCAGGCAGAGAAGCUUUUUAAAGCGUCCCUGAGCCUGAUGUUGUCUCGAGGGACUCCAGAAAAUGACAAUGCCGUCGUGGAGACGUCGCUCAAACUUGCCGCCAUCUAUGCCCAGCAGAACAGGUUGGCCCUGGCGGAGCACGGCUUCAGGUUUUGUGUGGAGACGCUGGAGGAAAAACUGGAGAAAGAUCAAGAGGAGACAAAGGAACCAACAGAAGAGCCCAGUGAGGAGGCGCAGACCCUCCUCCAGGACACACGCCUCCUCCUAGGUCUAGCUCUGGACUCCAGGGCUCGGUUCUGGGCACAGAUCUCAGACCUGGCCCGGGCUGAGCAAGACUACAGGAGGAGUUUGGAGAUCUGCAGCAAGGAGCAGGGCCCGGCACAUCCUCAGACUCUGGUUCUUCUCAGUGACCUAGCCUCUGUUCUGGAUCUUCGGGGGAACCGUUCCGAGGCCCUGGUUCUGGUCCAAAGAGCCGUGGAUCUGGGUCGGACCCAUGGGCACCCGGACCUCCAUGUGCUGCUGUCCAACAUGGCCGCCAUCCUUAUGCACUCGGGAGACCUGGAGGCUGCGGCGAAGUUCUACCACGAAGCCAUGACUCUGGCCAAAAGCCAAGGAGACCAAGAGACUAUAGAACACAUCCAGGAAGAACUGAAGGAGCUAAAGAGGAGGAGAGAAGAGGAGGAGAAGAAAGGGAAGGAGAGCAGAGAGGAGUAGAGAAGUAGAGGAAAGAAGAGGAGAGGGGUAGAGGGGGACAGGAUAGAGGAGGUAGGAGGAGGAGGAGUAGAGGACAGGAUGGAGGACAAGAAGGGUAGAGGAGGAGAGUAGAGGAGAGAGGUAGAAAAAGGAAGAGGGGUAGAGGAGAGGAGGGCUACUAUAAAUGUUCCUAUCAGCACUUUUCACCAGGGGCCCUCAGAGACAUUUUACUGCAUCUAUCCCUGUAUCAGAUGCCCUCCCAUCCUCAGAUAUGCCCAUGUGUCAGAUGCCCUACCUGUAUGUCAGAUGCCCUCCCUGUACCGAUCAGGUUCAAUAUUUGUGGAUUUUCUGAUGAACUUCUGACAAAACUGUUCCAUUACGGCUGUGACAAUUUUUGUGUUUACCUCAAAAUAAAACAUGACCAAGCAC